Molecule: messenger RNA, 2560 nt
Organism: Haplochromis burtoni (Burton's mouthbrooder)
Lineage: Eukaryota; Metazoa; Chordata; Actinopteri; Cichliformes; Cichlidae
Product: radixin
Exons: 15
Coding region: 328-2046 (572 amino acids)
Biological process (GO): positive regulation of early endosome to late endosome transport; regulation of cell shape; regulation of organelle assembly
Cellular component (GO): apical part of cell; microvillus; plasma membrane
Molecular function (GO): cell adhesion molecule binding; actin binding
Source: RefSeq, a predicted model, not a curated record
UCUUCAUCUCUGCCUGUCGUCCUUCUUUUCCUUUAAGCCGUCCAAAUGAGAAGGGAUUUAUUUUCUUCUCUGGGCUGCAGAGCGGCAGCUGUGUCUUUAUUUGAACACUCUGGGCCGCUGACGAGCGGCACAACUUAUUUUCUAGCGCACUUUGACUGGCAGGUUAAAGGCGGCGUGCCCCCGGUUUGGCUUCACCUCAGUUUCUAACCGGCUUCGUGCACGUUUUAGGACGGGAGGACGGGCGCUGGUGCCCCGGAGUGAGGCAGGAAGACGGAGGACGACUUCUUUCUGUUUCAUCAGCAGCAGGGGACAGGAGAGCGGAGAAAGAUGCCCAAACCGAUCAAUGUGCGCGUCACCACCAUGGACGCUGAGCUGGAGUUUGCCAUCCAGCCCAACACAACAGGCAAACAGCUCUUCGAUCAGGUGGUGAAAACAGUCGGUCUGAGGGAGGUCUGGUUCUUCGGCCUGCAGUACACAGACAGCAAAGGCUACGUGACGUGGCUCAAGCUCAAUAAGAAGGUGACCCAGCAGGAUGUCAAGAAGGAGAAUCCGCUGCAGUUCAAGUUCAGAGCAAAGUUCUUCCCUGAGGAUGUUUCUGAGGAGCUCAUCCAGGAGAUCACACAGAAACUUUUCUUCCUGCAGGUAAAGGAGGCCAUUCUGAAUGAUGAGAACUACUGUCCUCCAGAGACAGCCGUGCUGCUGGCCUCGUAUGCUGUUCAGGCCAAAUACGGAGACUAUAACAACGAUAUUCACAAGCCUGGCUACCUGGCAUCUGACCGGCUACUGCCACAGAGAGUUCUGGAGCAGCACAAGUUGACAAAGGAGCAGUGGGAGGACAGAAUACAGACGUGGCAUGAGGAGCACAGAAGCAUGCUCAGGGAGGACGCGAUGAUGGAGUAUCUGAAGAUCGCCCAGGACUUGGAGAUGUAUGGCGUCAACUACUUUGAAAUUAAAAACAAGAAGGGCACAGAGCUGUGGCUCGGGGUCGACGCCCUGGGACUCAACAUCUACGAGCAUGAAGACAAGUUGUCACCAAAGAUCGGUUUCCCCUGGAGCGAGAUCAGAAACAUUUCCUUCAAUGACAAGAAGUUUGUCAUCAAGCCCAUUGACAAGAAGGCUCCAGACUUUGUGUUCUAUGCCCCACGGUUGAGGAUCAACAAGCGUAUCCUGGCGUUGUGUAUGGGAAACCACGAGCUGUACAUGAGGAGAAGGAAGCCUGAUACUAUUGAGGUGCAGCAGAUGAAGGCUCAGGCCAGGGAGGAGAAGCACCACAAGCAGAUGGAGAGGGCACAGCUGGAGAAUGAGAAGAAAAAGCGAGAGCUUGCAGAGAAAGAGAAGGAGCGAAUAGAGCGAGAGAAGGAAGAGCUGAUCGAGAGGCUGAGGCAGAUCGAAGAGCAAACUCAGAGAGCUCAGAAAGAGCUGGAGGAGCAGACCCGCAGAGCACUAGAGUUGGAGCAGGAGAGGAAGCGGGCGAAGGAAGAAGCAGAGCGGCUGGAGAGGGAGAGGCAGGUGGCGGAGGAGGCCAAGACAGCGCUGGCUCAGCAGGCCGCUGACCAGAUGAAGACCCAGGAACAACUGGCUGCUGAGUUAGCAGAAUUCACUGCCAAAAUUGCUCUGCUUGAGGACGCAAAGAGAAAAAAAGAAGAGGAAGCAACAGAAUGGCAACACAAAGCUCUGUCAGCACAAGAGGACCUGGAGAAGACCAGGGAAGAACUUAAGACGGCCAUGACAUCUCCACCGGCGCCAGAAAACGACGAGCAGGAUGAAACGAACGCCGAGGCCAGUGCCGAGCUUCUCAGCGACGGCGUCACCAGCCACCGCAGCGAGGAGGAACGAAUCACUGAGGCGCAGAAGAACGAACGUGUUAAGAAACAGCUACAGGCUUUGAGUUCGGAGUUGGCGGAGGCUCGGGACGACACCAAGAAAACGCAGAACGACAUGCUACAUGCCGAGAACGUCAAAGCGGGCAGAGACAAGUACAAAACCCUACGGCAGAUCCGCCAGGGCAACACCAAGCAGCGUAUAGAUGAGUUUGAGUCCAUGUGAGCCAGAAACGUGGAUGGACACGACACUGAAAAGAGACUGUUUGGUCUCAUUGCCAUGUCAACGCCUCACUCUCCUUGUAAAGCCCAAAACCUGCUGCCACUGCAGGAUAGCUUACCUUUUCUCUACCCCGGAGAAAGAUGGGAUAGCGGGCUUCGUAGCUUCAACCUCGCCAAAGCUCUGCCUAGCAGCGGCUGGCCAGCCACAUACUCAGCUUUCUGCUUUUUAGAGCUCUGCCCUCGCCUCGAUGAAGCACACGUCUUUUAAUAAAUCUGGACAAAUAGCAAGCAACGUGUCGUCUCCCUGUACAUUACUAGCAAUUUAAAAUGCUUGCAUGUUUGAUAAUUAAACAAUAUCGCAACCUUUAGACAAAACGUGACUGUUCCGAAAUGGUUUCUUUUAUUCAACAAAAUAAAAGGAUCAUUUGUAGCUAUAGCUUAUUGAUGUUGGGAGUUCGCUUUAAUCUGUACCUUUAUUUUGUCUUCAGCAGAACAAUUUAAAUUUUUUUUUAAAACUG